GCUUGCAAUUCACUCGUCAUAUAGUCCCCAGAGGCCCAUGAACCACCCCCGAGGAACCUCUAUCUAACUGCUGCCAUCUUGAUUAGAGAGUGUUUCAUUCUGUAGAAGAUCUUUACCCUCAUGUGAGGACAUUUCUGUCAAAUGGCCAGUGACCUCCUGACAACGCAGCAGCUUACUCCAAGGGACGCGGAUAUUGAAACAUACCACAAGGACUAUUUUACCCAGGUCCAGCAGCGCAUUUCUGAUGCCAAGAUCAGUCAGCUCGCCAUGGCAGCUCCUUUGGAGUCUUCCAGCUCGAGCUCACAGCCUCGUAUGGAACCUACGGAAGUGAAAAAGAGCGUCGAGUUCAAAUCUCCCAACCAAGUCGCUGGGCUAGUCAAUGGCCUUAUCUCUGUGGGAGCUCUACACCCGGCCAUUGCGGUUCUGACGAGGAUUCCUUGGUUUGUUGACGCUCACUCCGACUUGGCAGACCUGAUGUUGAGGGUUCUGAAGUAUUCCAUUGCUCCUCUGUAUGACGCAACAUUCGUCCUCAAGGAACGCAAUCCCAGUUUUACGCAACCUCGUGCACGUUUCAGCGCUACUGGAACAUCGGCAGUUCCAAUUCGUCAAUAUCAGCUAUCGUUAAUAGCCCCCACUCUUCCUGGUACUGCGUCAGUCAUUUUCGUUUUUUUCUUUCCCGAUUGGACCCAGCGUAUCCCACUUUGCCCUUCCUUUGAGGACAUGGUAGACGUGAUCGAGCCUUUGAUGAGUUUCAUUGGGCUGCACGUUUCGCGUGAUGCCUUGUUCGUCACGAAGAUCACGAGGCUGGGACGCUCACAAUUGUUAUCCACUAUUCCAUUGGAUCCAGUUUCCAGAAAACCGUUAGGUGAACCUGACGCGAGUCAUCCCGUCCGGCAAUUCUGGUUCAAGCUCCUUCGACUAUACUUCCUUCCUGCACUCCCUCUCAUUCGAGGCAACGCAGUUUGGACGACUACAAGAUGGAGAUCAUACGGAGAAUGGAAUCCAGCUACAUCUCCCAUCCUGAGCUUCGCAUUUGACAAGUGCAAGCCGGCUGUGAAAGCACCUCCCAAACGGGAUACCCCCGCUAAAACGGCUACCGCUGUUCUUUCGACGACUACCGAGGUCGAAGCCCCACGCCCUCGCUCCCCCACUCCAAACAAUACCCAACCCAGCAGCCCACUGAAUCAAAGGGCUUCACCAAUCUCUUUCGAGAGCGAGGCGAGCGGAAUUAACGGAGAAGACGCGCCGAAGAUUGUGGAGAGCACAGAGUCCGUCAAGUGGUACCAUCCCAGGAGGAGCAACGUUGAUGUCCGUUCUCUCAUUAUCCACCAGAUAUGGCAGCAUUUUAGUUUUGCUAUCUUUUCGCCCAAGGACUUGUGGUGGCUGAUGAUGAACGUUGAUGAACUUUGA
Molecule: messenger RNA, 1410 nt
Organism: Suillus clintonianus
Lineage: Eukaryota; Fungi; Basidiomycota; Agaricomycetes; Boletales; Suillaceae
Exons: 4
Coding region: 142-1410 (422 amino acids)
Biological process (GO): mRNA export from nucleus; mRNA processing
Cellular component (GO): THO complex part of transcription export complex
Molecular function (GO): mRNA binding
Source: RefSeq, a predicted model, not a curated record